This is a messenger RNA of Clupea harengus (Atlantic herring), 3548 nucleotides long. RefSeq names its product GIPC PDZ domain containing family, member 1 (gene gipc1). Lineage: Eukaryota; Metazoa; Chordata; Actinopteri; Clupeiformes; Clupeidae. The record is from RefSeq and is a predicted model, not a curated record. Gene Ontology annotation, molecular function: protein binding.
CUGGCCAUGGAAACCAUCUAAUUUCAUGCCAACAUGUCAAUGUCAACGAGGAAUGAACUGUAAAGUCUCAAUUAAUCUAAAUCAUCUAUUAGUUAUACACUAUUUCGUAUGGGGGUCUAGUUGCGCAUGGUCCAAAUUCUGAGAAAGUAAGGUAGGUGGCAGUAUUGGUCUGUGUUAGUAAUAAUUCGGCUAAAAUAAGAACUGAAGAAGAAACCACGAAGAUGUCCCACCCUCUGUAUUACUACUAGCGGUGGCUAAAAUUUCGAUGAGAAAGAGUAACCUUACAAGUGCAAACGGAAUUAAUUAUAUAGGGACAGCAUUUCUUUACAGACGGUGGUGAGCGUCUGCUGCUGAUGGACAUUGCGCCUUGCCACCUUUAAGCGGGUUCUGCAAGAAGAGAUGGCAUAGAGAUGUGAAGGGCUCGAAUCUUCGUCUGUUCCACAUACGGCCACAGCUCCCACCGCUGUUUUUGAUCUUCCUGGCCUAGAGAGUGGUAUCUGAGGUACACUACUGUCAUAAUUUCAUCAGAAAGACUUCAAAUACCACAUAAACACAUAAGAUGCCUUUAGGACUGGGGCGAAGAAAGAAGGCUUCUCCGCUUGUGGAGAACGAAGAGGCAGAGCCAGUGCGGGCAGGCUUAAAUGUGCCAGGCUUGGACGGCAUGGACGGGGUAGGAGGCGGACUUGGGGAGGCAACUGCUCAGGAGGGUCUGCCACCCCCACCCACCAGCUUGCGUCCGCGUCUGAUCUUUCACACUCAGCUGGCCCAUGGAAGCCCCACGGGGCGUAUCGAGGGAUUCAGCAAUGUCCGGGAACUCUAUGCUAAGAUCGGCGAGGCCUUUGGAAUACCACCAGCUGAGGUGAUGUUCUGCACACUGAACACGCACAAGGUGGACAUGGACAAGCUGCUGGGUGGUCAGAUCGGGCUGGAAGACUUCAUCUUUGCACAUGUAAAAGGCCAGAGGAAAGAGGUAGAGGUGUUCAAGGGGGAGGACGCCCUGGGCCUCACCAUUACUGACAAUGGAGCUGGCUACGCGUUCAUCAAGAGAAUAAGAGAGGGAAGCAUCAUUCAUCAAAUCCAGGUCAUCAACGUGGGAGACAUGAUUGAGUCCAUCAAUGGGCACAUGCUCAUUGGCUGUCGACACUACGAAGUAGCCAAGAUGUUAAAGGAACUGCCCAGGGGAAAGAACUUUGUCCUGAAAUUGGUAGAGCCCUUAAAGGCUUUCGACAUGAUCAGCCAGAGGUCAGGCGGGUCGCGGUCGGGGGGCCAGCUGGGCACUGGCAGGGGCACACUGCGUCUCCGAUCGAAAGGACCUGCCACCGUGGAGGAACUGCCUUCUGCGUUCGAGGAGAAGGCCAUUGAGAAGGUGGACGACCUCCUGGAGAGUUACAUGGGGAUCAGGGACAGUGAGCUUGCGGCCACAAUGGUCGAGCUGGGCAAGGACAAGAAGAACCCGGACGAAUUUGCCGAGGCCCUGGACGAGACGCUGGGCGACUUUGCUUUCCCUGAUGAGUUUGUGUUUGACGUCUGGGGCGCCAUCGGCGACGCCAAGGUCGGCCGUGUGUGAGGCGGCGGGAGGCAGGAGCAGAAGGAAGCAGAGGACCCCGGCCUCUGUGUGGCUCUUAUUGCUGUGGUGAAUCUAUGAAGAAGUACUACUAGAAAUCACUCUAGUACUCUUCUGUUUUUUUUUUUUUGUUGCUCUUAUGCUGUCAGUUUGCUUCAGCUGUCCACUCUGGGAGGUUUCAUGUGGGGACUUCUCACCACUGUAUGGGAGAAUUAUUUCUGACCUCUUGACACUACUUUACCCAUUUUUGUUUGGUUUGUUUUCACGCAAAAAAAAACAGGCCAUCCGUGGCUGGCUCCGUGAUGCGGAGUGCAAGCAUGAAGUCGUUCUGUGCAGAGUUCCAAAUUGUGCUUUACAUGUUACCCAGAUGACCAAUGGUGAACCAAUCAUCCAAACUAUCUUUUUUUUAAGUCUUAUUUUAGUUCACGUCAGUUUAAAAAAAAAAAAAAAACAGGAAAAAAACAAAUGUUGAGAGAGAGAUAAAAUAUGCCGCUGGGAGACUUUGGGGCCCUGGGCUGUUAGAUGCAGCAGGCCCUCUGCCGCUGGCUUUUACUAACUGUGACUUUUCCCUUUGCACUGUGUCGCACGACGCUGUACCGACUGCUCUGCACCCGCACUGCAGCGGCCUCCAUGCUUACUGCACAACACUGGACUGGAGGAGACAGGACUAAACCGGAUCUGGACUGGACUGGACUCUGCAGUGCUGUGCAGUGACCCUUGGGCCCUGCAGGCGGUCAGUGCAGGUUUUGGACCACUUUGUGUGACCAACAGAAACCCCUAUUAUAAACCGAUGGAGCAUGUGCUGAUUAGGGUUUCUUUUUUUCUUUUGUGUGUCUGUUUUUGUUCCUUUUUUUAAAUCACUAAAAUGAUGAAGCACAGAGAGAGAGAGCGAGAGAGAGAGAGAGAGAGAGCGCGAUAGAGAGCGAGCUGUGAGGCCUUGGUGGACCAUUUGCUUCGGCAGCAUUUGUUUCCCCCCCCCCCCCCACAGUUCAUUAAAUGGAAAUGUUAUACCAGACAUUCCAGAUAUGGUGAUAAGCAAUAAAACAACAAACUGGCUGCUCUCUGACUAACACUCCCGUAGUUCUCAUGACAUGUUAUAGGCGUAAAACAACCAUUCCCUCAUGCCAAACUGAAGGAGAACUCACUGUUUUAGGACAUCAGUGUUACUACAGUAUUAUACUAAGACUUCAGUAUUUCUAGUGUAUAGCUUAGCAGAAGAAAGGUUUACGAUGUGUUUACAGUGGCCUCUUGCGAGAACAGUAUUGUGUUGACUUCCUGUCUUCAGAGGGUUCAUAGUGUUGAUGUUUGUCGUUUUUGGUCAUUGGACAUGUCCACCCCCCACCCCCUGUGUUGCACCUUCCUCCGUAGGCCAGGCUGUGGCCAAAGCACUUCCAAUGAGCUCAACCAACGGCGCAUACAGUAACGCUGAAUGUUUCAGGGCUAGGACAACAACCAAACGCUAACACAGGUCGGCAACUCAGUGGUUUACGUGAUGUGAUGUGCAGAAAGAUCAUGUCAUGACAACAAAAACCACACACACACACACGCUGAUCAUAGAGCUAAAUGCAACUUGACUUGGAAUCUUUUAUAUAAAUAUAUAUAUACAGUGCAGUUACUUUAUAUACAGCAUUCACUCUCUGAUGAUAGUUUUGUAUUGGUUGAUUUUGGUUUGUCUGUUUUUGUCACUCCUCAGUGCUUUUUUUCAACUAUACUUAACCGAGUAUUACUGUCAUAUAGCUCAAUGUUAGAAGCUGUUACACUGAAGGUUUUAUUGUCUUGAAAGAUUUCUUUUUACACUGUUCUGUUGUUAUAAGGUAGUGGCAAUAAUGAUCAUGGGAUUGAUUACAAGGACCUCAUCUUCUUUUUAAUCAUGUUACAAAAUUGAAGAAAAAAUGAUCUGUGUACCAUUUUUUUAAUUAGUCAAUAAAUGACAUGUCACCGAAAAAAAUGCCGCAUUAAAAAAUAAAGAAAAAAUGUAGCCGUG